AUGGCAUCUAAAGGUGCUCCUACGCGCAAUAAUCCUUCGGGCAAACCCGGUUCAGCCGCUGGUCUUCCAAACCAAACCCUCUAUUGUACCAAUCUUCCGGAUAAGCUUCCCAAAUAUGACCUACGUCUCUCGCUCUAUAUGCUUUUUUCCACCUAUGGUACAGUUCUAGAUGUUGUGGCUAUGAAAACAAAAAAGAUGCGUGGUCAAGCCCAUAUUGUAUUCAAAGACGUCCAAGCGAGUACUCAAGCAAUGCGCGCUCUCCAGGGGUUUGAAUUCUUUGGGAAGCAAAUGAAACUUGUCUAUGCUAAAGGUACAUCGGAUGUGAUUGCUAGGCUCCGUGGGGCCUACAAUGUGUCGACAACUGUUUCUGCACCAGCUGGAGGUGCCUCAACGGAUCUUCAAAAGUCCAUCUUCAGCGGACCUCCUGGUUCAACCGCAUUACCCUCAAGACCCACUGAAAUGAAUGGGGAGGCGGCAUCUCAGGGAGUCAAACGACCCCGUGAGGAGGAAAGUGAUGAAGGAGAAGCCCCAAUGGAUGAGGAAAGCGAUGUGCCCAUGGAAGAUUCGUCGGACGAGGAUUAA
Aspergillus bombycis is the source of this 582-nucleotide messenger RNA. RefSeq names its product U2 snRNP complex subunit MSL1. The transcript is spliced from 3 exons. The coding region runs from base 1 to 582 and encodes 193 amino acids. The record is from RefSeq and is a predicted model, not a curated record. Gene Ontology annotation, molecular function: RNA binding. NCBI's taxonomy places the organism in Eukaryota, Fungi, Ascomycota, Eurotiomycetes, Eurotiales, Aspergillaceae.